GCUCCGAUGCCCGACUCACCAACUAACAUGACUGUCCGCAUGACAAAAUCAGGAAUGUUAUCACUUCUCUCAGACCACACAUCACCAUGCAAAAGUGGCGGUGGUGGUGGUGGUGGCAAAAAACGCUUUCGGGUUGAUACGAACGACUCGGCCGCCAUAGAUAACCUCCUUACUGCCCAGACAGAUGCACUGUUGCCAACCAAGGAGCCGAAGCCGGCUGCUAAGCCACGAUCGUUUAGCAAAAUCGAUGCAUACAGUCGGUUUCUGUUUCCUGCAUGCUUUAUCGUUUAUAACUUGUUCUAUUGGUUGUACUACUUGGUACUGGUGAAGCAACGAUGAUGUGUGAUUGCUCGGUGUUUUGUCUAUCUGCACAAUUUUCCAAAUGAACUUCAUGGAAAAUUUAUUUAACUGUGCUCAUUGAAUUGUCUGUGUUAUGAAUUAUCAGCUAAGGCAACUUUCUAAGGAACUGGGCUGUGUUACAACAGGAUGGCUUUUUUGUUUGGAACACGUCUUUACCUAGCCCCACAUACAUGGCUUAGGGUUCCAAUCCCAUGUACUUUCUUUAUCCUCCAGCUUCCAGAUUCGCUCGAUAACCGAGACGCACGGCGCCAAUAUCCUCACCGCAUAAUCGCAUCAACAUUUUCUAUUCUGUUAUCAUAAAAUUGUUACUUCC
Dicrocoelium dendriticum is the source of this 673-nucleotide messenger RNA. The record is from the annotation of a GenBank genome assembly. Lineage: Eukaryota; Metazoa; Platyhelminthes; Trematoda; Plagiorchiida; Dicrocoeliidae.